GAAACACUGCACAUAAGAACAUCAGAAUCACUUGCGCAAAAUUGUGCCUGUGUGUAGUUAACAUCCCAAUUUAGAACUGGAAUCCUUUUGAUUCUUUAUGAAUCUUGCCUCGAUCAACUAAUCUUUGGCCCAUUUUUCGACCAUUGAUCAUCACCAUCAUCGUUAUCAUCACCACCCGCGAUUGGAUCCGCCACAAAUCGUUCUCUACUCGCUCAUAUUUCUUAAGUUCGAUCUGGGUGUCUCAUGAAAUGAGGAGGCCUGGAGAAGGAAUGAUGUUCAAGAGACCGUAUAAUAAUCGGCACCAGUUGAAGCAAGUUAAGGGACUGUUUAACAGAUUCACGAUUGUGGCUAUUAUACUUGUGAUUAUGAUCAUCUACUUCUUCGUCUUCGCCAGCAAGGCUAAUUACUUAUCACCAGAAUCCCCAUCUGAGGUUGAUAUGCAGAAACUUUGGUAUACUGCUGAUUCUGGCGGUUGGAGACCUUCAUCGACUCCUAGAUCUUAUUGGCCUCCUCCUCCAAAUGAGAGCAAUGGGUAUCUGCGUGUUCGUUGUAAUGGAGGUUUAAAUCAGCAGCGGACUGCGAUCUGUAAUGCGGUUCUUGCUGCUCGAAUCAUGAAUGCCACCCUCGUGCUGCCCGAGCUGGAUACAAAUUCCUACUGGCACGAUGACAGCGGUUUCCAAGGUAUCUAUGAUGUUGAUCAUUUUAUAUCGUCAUUGCGGUAUGAUGUACGUAUUGUUGAAAGCAUUCCUGAAAUCCGGAAGAACGGAAAAAUAAAGAAGAUAAAGUCUUUUCAGCUUCGGCCGCCUAGAGAUGCUCCUAUCAGUUGGUAUUCAACCGUUGCUUUGGAGAAAAUGAAUGAGCACGGUGCUAUCUAUCUCACACCCUUUUCUCAUCGAUUAGCUGAAGAGAUCGAUAAUCCCGAAUACCAACGAUUAAGAUGCCGAGUCAACUAUCAUGCUCUCCGAUUUAAGCAACAAAUAAUGCAAUUAAGCCAGUCUAUAGUUGCUAAACUUCGCUCUCAAGGUCACUUCAUGUCAAUACAUCUUCGAUUUGAAAAGGAUAUGCUGUCGUUUGCCGGGUGUUUCGAUAUAUUUUCUCCUCAAGAACAAAAGAUAUUAAGGAAAUACCGAAAGGAAAACUUUGCGGAUAAGAAACUUGUUUAUAGGGAAAGAAGGGCUAUCGGAAAAUGUCCACUUACUCCCGAAGAGGUUGGUCUCGUCUUACGCUCAAUGGGAUUCGACAAUUCCACUCGAAUAUACCUUGCAGCUGGUGAAUUAUUUGGUGGCGAGCGGUUCAUGAAGCCGUUUCGAGCCAUGUUUCCACUGCUUGAGAACCACAACACCGUAGACCCAUCUAGCGAGUUAACCGAUAACACACAGGGCUUACUGGGGUCAGCUGUUGAUUACAUGGUUUGUCUUCUAUCAGACAUUUUCGUGCCAACAUAUGAUGGUCCAAGCAACUUUGCCAAUAACCUUCUCGGCCACCGACUCUACUACAGUUUUCGGACAACAAUUCGGCCCGACCGCAAAGGUCUGGCUCCGAUCUUCAUUCAACGUGAAGAGGGACACCUUGCUGGUUUCGAAGCGGCCGUUAGGCGUGUGAUGAUGAAAACGAACUUUGGUGGGCCUCGUAAGCGGGUGCCGCCGGAGUCUUUUUAUACGAAUUCUUGGCCCGAGUGUUUCUGUCGGGAUUCGGCGACGGAUCCUGGUGAUAGAUGCCCACCUGAUAAUAUGAUGGAGGUGCUAGAGGAUCAAUUGGAGAGGGAAAUGACCAAUGUGACCUCCAAUGGUGUGAUGAAUAGGGUAGUUGAUUAAGAUAUGGUUAAAAUGAUGAUUCUAAUAUCUCUUGCAAGCAAAAUGAUGAUGCCAAGGUACCAUGGAGAUGGUUUUAGGUUAACAUCUACUAAAGCAUCCAAGGUUCAGCAGGAAAACAUGAUUACAGAGCUUACAUAAAGAAUUAGUGAAAGCAGAGGAGCAACAUCUGUUGGAAAAUAUAGUUCUUGUUGUUUUAUACACAUUAUAAGGAUCAUUUCAAUGUAGCAGCAAGAUUACAUGAUACAAU
Cynara cardunculus var. scolymus (artichoke) is the source of this 2061-nucleotide messenger RNA. Its product is annotated as O-fucosyltransferase 1-like. The coding region runs from base 249 to 1814 and encodes 521 amino acids. Gene Ontology annotation, cellular component: endosome; trans-Golgi network; cytoplasm. The transcript has 10 exons. NCBI's taxonomy places the organism in Eukaryota, Viridiplantae, Streptophyta, Magnoliopsida, Asterales, Asteraceae. The record is from RefSeq and is a predicted model, not a curated record.